AAAGCCCAUCAUUUUUUAAAGAAUUGUAGGUUGGCAGCAGUCGGGCGUUGACAUCUGAAUCUCCGAUACUAUGCCCGAUGAGUAUGUGUAUUUCUUGACAGAAGUGUCCAGAAAACGUUAGUUCGCGCGGUGUGAGUCGGCUUUAUUUUACAUUGCGUUCGGCUUCAUAUAGUAUGCAACUUAUUUUUUCGCAACAAAAUGUCUAUUAAUCUGGCGAAAAAUAAGGAUUCGCUAGUCGCAGCUUGGCAAAGCGUGGUUAACGACAAGUCGCCAGUCAACUGGUCUGUAUUCAGUUAUGAAGGCCAGACUAACAAUCUGAAAGUAGUUUCCACUGGUGAAGGAGGAUUGGAGGAGAUGGUUGAAGAACUCAAUAGUGGACUUAUAAUGUACGCUUUUUGUCGCGUUAUCGACACUAAGACUAGUUUACCAAAAUGUCUUCUUAUUAAUUGGCAAGGAGACGGAGCUCCGAUUGUCAGAAAGGGGACAUGCGCAAAUCAUAUACGAGACAUAGAGCAUUUACUGAAAGGAGCACAUAUUACAAUAAAUGCACGAUCGGAAGAAGAAGUGGAGGUCGACCUAAUAAUGGAAAAACUAGCGCGAGCUACAGGAUCUGCUUAUAAGUUUAAUGAACCACGCGGAGAAAACGGUGGAGGACAUGCUGCCCCCGUUGGUACAACAUAUCGCAGAGUGAUUCCGGCACAAGAAAUAAAUGCAAGUGAACGUGAUAAAUUUUGGCAAAAGGAAGAAAUUGAAGAAAAGCAACGGUUGGAGCAGGAACGCGCACGAAGUGAACAAAGCCGUCAAAAGCUAGAACAAGAAAUUAGGAUGCGAGAGGAGAAAGAGAGUCAGAUUAGAGAACAAAAGAUAACCGUGAAGGAGAAUUUAGUCGAUAAGCACAGAUUAGCAGAGCAGCGUUCUGAAGAAUUAAACAACAUCCGCAAUCAAAAAACAACUAAAAAUUCACAAAACAGCGACUCCGACGAUGAACCUAAAUCUCGAAGUGAGGAAUUGCGACGUGAACGCAGUAAAGAAGCCCAACAAUUAAUUGCUCAAAGAACUAUCAAUGCAAGGGCUAUAUUUGAACAAAACACGAGCGCCGGUCAAUUAAAAAUGAUUCAUGUUAAACAACAAGUCGGACAUAAGGGUAGUAGCGUGGAGGCUGCAAGAAAGGCAAUUGAAGAAAGUCAACGAAGAGAAGAACCAGUGAAAGUGCAGCCGGAUAUUGUAAAAGCACAGCUGAAGAAUCAAGAGCCGCCAAUCAGCAAUUCCAGCAAUUUGGCACAGAAGAAUGAGGAAGUCGUAAACAAAAUACAGCAGACGACAAAUCAAAUGAAUGAAAUAAAACAAGAAAUUUCAGGAAAUCAAGUAAACCAUCAAGAACUGAGCCAGUUAAAUCAAUUGAAUCAGAUAAAUCAAGUGUAUCAGGUAAAUAAAGUGAGUAAGGUAAAUCAAGAGAACCAGGUAAAUCAAGUACAAACCGAAGUAACACUCACAACAGUCGAAGAAGUAGAGAAUGAAUUAUACAACCAGUUGGAAAAAGAAUACCUGUAUCUCGAUCCUAACAAUGAAGGAAUGAAAGCGCGAGCCCUCUACGAUUAUCAAGCUGCGGAUGACACUGAAAUUACCUUCGAUCCUGGUGAUAUCAUCACGCAUAUCGAUGCUAUUGAUGAGGGCUGGUGGCAAGGACUGGGGCCUGAUGGGACCUAUGGUCUCUUCCCAGCCAAUCACGUAGAAGUAAUUGAAUACAACUCUACACGAUGAAGAUUGUUGAUUUUCCUGGUUUAGUAAUUCUUGUUCAAGUCCGAUAAUGAGAAAAUCCCAACCAACCAUUUUAUCCUCUAUGGUUCAGCUUAUAAUAUAAGAACGCUUGUUGCAUACUGCGGUCUUCAGUAUUCAGGUUAAAGAGUAUAUCUCAUCACAAGUAUUAUUAGGCACGUUUUUAUACGGAGAUGUCAUUUUGCGUAGGACGAAUAGUAAAACCAUGGCCGAACACUAUGGUUUUUCUAGUCGUCCUUGCUAACAUUGAAUUCCACGUCAAGAAGUGUGUAACCCUACGAGUGGUGUAUAUAUAUAUAUAUAUAUAUAUAUAUAUAUAUUAGGGUGGUCCAAACAACGCUUUUCGA
Belonocnema kinseyi is the source of this 2123-nucleotide messenger RNA. RefSeq names its product drebrin-like protein (gene Abp1). The transcript is spliced from 5 exons. The record is from RefSeq and is a predicted model, not a curated record. Gene Ontology annotation, cellular component: postsynaptic membrane; lamellipodium; site of polarized growth. Gene Ontology annotation, biological process: regulation of actin filament polymerization; neuron projection morphogenesis; positive regulation of dendritic spine morphogenesis. Gene Ontology annotation, molecular function: actin filament binding. The coding region runs from base 199 to 1761 and encodes 520 amino acids. Lineage: Eukaryota; Metazoa; Arthropoda; Insecta; Hymenoptera; Cynipidae.